AGAGCCCUUAAUUUAUAUAGCUAGAUUAGACUCCUAAAACUGGGUGACGUUGAACUAGAGUCCCAUUCUGUAAUCUGAUGAGGAAACAAGUCAGUCUGUCUGUCUUCUUCCACCUGGGGGUUUAAAUCUGCAGCUUUAUACACCUUUUCAAAGGUUUAUGUGUUGCCUCAAAUAAAAUUUAAUGCUCUUCUUUUUCAGAAUAGCUGCUAUAUCUAUGGCCACUAAGUUAACAGAUCUACAGCUUGGGGAUUCAGUGGAAAUUAGUAGGCUUAUUACGAAAAAAGAAAUGAAGCAGGCCAGGUUGCAAUGUGAUGAAGAAUGCUUAGCUCUUCAGAGGAACAGGCGUCUUGCUGAGGCUCUCGAAAUAGAUGAUAAUUCUGAUCCUUUUAAUAUCCGUUCUUCUGGACCAAAGUACAGUGACCUUUUAAAAGAAGAUGCGAGAACCCUGAAGGUCCAAGAUGCAGUACAACUCCAGGUAACAGGAAGAAGAUAAGUGGAAGCAUGCCAAGAUAAUAGGUCUCCUUUGUAGGAGAGUGACAGGAGAAGGGAACACCAGGGACAGCAUGGUAAUGCUGCUGCAUGCUGAUCUUGCUGAUGUGUUUGUCAGAAUCUGACAAGGAGUCAGAAGAAAAGUCUCUACACCGUACAGCUUUACAUGAGGAGAUAUUCAGCAUGACUGAGCGCAGAACAGGGGGUACAGGUCUACUGGCUGGACACUUCAGUGCUGACCUUUCUAAGAGGCUCCAGAAAUAGAUGCAGAGAGCAAGCAAAUGCUCAAGUUGGCCCGUUGACAUGAAGUUGGAGGGUAGACUGGCACAAGUAUCAAUGCCCAGUUUGACAAGGAUGGUGCUAAGGCUGCUACUUGAUGACUUAAGACUACUGGAGGAGAGGAGGACAACAGGAAUAUCUGGCCAUGUGGAGCUACACAGAAGCGAAUUUUCUUCUUUUCUCACUGCUUGUGCAAGACUCCACAGCAGCUGCAGGGAAAUCUCGGAUCAAGAGGUUAAGUCAAGAGAGACAUGGAGAAGGGUUUUUCGUAGGUGUCUUCUUAGCCAGUCUUCCCAAGAGUUAACCUUCCACACACUGUUGCAGACAAUGAAGGCAGAGCCAAGCACUCCUGUGUGUGAUCUGGCAACAGGAGCAGUGUACAGAUUUAGGGGUUAGGAAAUCUUUGUAGCUUGCUUAAACACAAACUGAAGCCUGAAGGAAGGGGCAGUGAGGGCAGCUUCUCAAGCACGUGACUGGCAAACGGCAGGCCUGGAAUUGUCAGUCACUUAUAGGCAAAAUCUUGCACUGGCAAGUGUUGCAAGAAUAAGGAGGUUUUUGGCAAAGUCAGCAAAAUCUGGGGAAAGCAAAAAAAAUAUACAACAAGAACUACAGUGAAAAAUCAAGCAAUGAGGAACAUUCUUAUUAAGUAGUGUGUUUGAGAGGA
Messenger RNA from Egretta garzetta (little egret), 1432 nucleotides. RefSeq names its product transcriptional repressor NF-X1-like. The transcript is spliced from 4 exons. Bases 182 to 493 code for a protein of 103 amino acids. NCBI's taxonomy places the organism in Eukaryota, Metazoa, Chordata, Aves, Pelecaniformes, Ardeidae. The record is from RefSeq and is a predicted model, not a curated record.